GGUGGGGGGUGAGGGUCUCGCGCUCUAGACUCUGCCUCUCUUAGAGCCGCGCGCCUGGCGGUUGGGGCGGCGGGUCUGGCGCGCGGGGUACGUGUCCCGCUGCAGCGGCUGGUGGGGGCGGCGGGGGCUGCCCCCUCCCCGGCUCGGCGCUGUGAGUGGGCGGAAGAUGGCGCUGGGCGGAUGGAAAUCCUAAUGACGGUCUCCAAAAUCGCCUCUAUCUGUACCAUGGGCGCCAAUGCCUCAACUUUAGAGAAAGAGAUUGGUCCGGAACAGUUUCCAGUCAAUGAGCACUAUUUUGGUUUAGUUAACUUUGGGAACACGUGCUACUGCAAUUCAGUUCUUCAGGCACUUUAUUUUUGUCGACCAUUUCGAGAAAAAGUCCUAGCAUACAAGAGUCAACCCAGAAAAAAAGAGAACCUCCUUACAUGCUUAGCUGAUCUCUUCCACAGCAUAGCUACACAGAAGAAAAAAGUUGGAGUAAUACCUCCAAAGAAGUUUAUAACAAGAUUACGAAAAGAAAAUGAGCUCUUUGACAACUACAUGCAGCAGGAUGCGCAUGAGUUCUUAAACUAUCUUUUAAACACAAUUGCUGAUAUUUUACAAGAAGAGAGAAAACAGGACAAACAAAAUGGCCGUCUACCUAAUGGCAGUAUCGACAAUGAAAACAAUAACAGCACACCAGACCCAACCUGGGUUCAUGAGAUCUUUCAGGGAACAUUAACUAAUGAAACCAGAUGUCUUACUUGUGAAACUAUAAGCAGCAAAGAUGAAGAUUUUUUAGACCUUUCUGUUGAUGUAGAGCAAAAUACAUCAAUUACUCACUGCUUAAGGGGUUUCAGCAAUACAGAAACUCUGUGCAGUGAAUACAAAUAUUACUGUGAAGAAUGUCGCAGUAAACAGGAAGCACAUAAAAGGAUGAAAGUAAAAAAACUGCCUAUGAUUCUAGCUCUCCAUCUGAAGAGAUUUAAAUACAUGGAUCAGCUACAUCGAUAUACAAAACUCUCUUAUAGAGUAGUGUUUCCUUUAGAGCUUAGACUUUUUAACACUUCGGGAGAUGCCACCAAUCCUGACCGAAUGUACGACCUUGUUGCUGUAGUAGUUCAUUGUGGGAGUGGCCCUAAUCGAGGACAUUAUAUUGCAAUAGUGAAGAGUCAUGAUUUUUGGUUGCUCUUUGAUGAUGAUAUUGUAGAGAAAAUAGAUGCACAAGCUAUUGAAGAAUUCUAUGGGUUGACAUCAGACAUUUCAAAGAACUCUGAGUCUGGUUACAUUCUCUUCUAUCAGUCUCGGGAUUGAAUGGGAACUGUGGUGAAGAGAGAUUUUAUGCCUCGUUUCUUCUCUGGCUAUGUUGGAAUGGAGCAAGCACUGAUUUAAAAAAAGGAAUGCAGGGAGCUCCAGGGACAGUAGCGCAGUUUGCACACAACAAAGCAAAGUUUUGAUUUUUUUUUUUUUUAAACCCUUCAUAUCAAGUUCAUUUUAUUUGCUCAGGUAUCAUGCUGACUACACAAUUCUACUACAACUGCUAGGAGAAAAGAGAGAUACCAGCCACUCUUGCAGGAGCAACCUUCCAACAGUUGACACAUUUUCUCUUUUUAAAGUCCUGAGUCAGAGCCCCUUAAAAUCAAUGGAGAGACUCCCAUUGAUUUCAUUGGGGUUUGGUUCAGGGCUAAUUGCAACAAUCUGGCAGUGCAAUAGAAGCAAUAUAAAUCUGGUGUUUUAUACUGAUUUCUUAUUUGAAAAGACAGAGAAUUCUUUGUGCAGUAAUUUGUCUGUAUUCAAUUCUGAAAGAAUAUGGUGGGCAGGGGUUUUUUUUUGUUUGUUUGUUUGUUUGUUUGUUUUCCUGGGUUCUUUCAUAUAUAAACAAGAAAUAUACUUGGGACAACACAGUUGCCUUCUUGACGGUAACAGAUUAACUGAAAAGAUAAACUAGUGUCAGGGAGGCCAAGUAUGUUUUGCUUCUCUGAAGAAGCUUACAUUAUAGUAAUAUAUACCUAUACUGUCGGGAACAAUCAG
Molecule: messenger RNA, 2010 nt
Organism: Terrapene triunguis (Three-toed box turtle)
Lineage: Eukaryota; Metazoa; Chordata; Testudines; Emydidae
Product: ubiquitin carboxyl-terminal hydrolase 12
Exons: 9
Coding region: 181-1293 (370 amino acids)
Biological process (GO): protein deubiquitination
Cellular component (GO): cytosol; nucleus
Molecular function (GO): cysteine-type deubiquitinase activity; cysteine-type endopeptidase activity
Source: RefSeq, a predicted model, not a curated record